Solanum lycopersicum (tomato) is the source of this 660-nucleotide messenger RNA. RefSeq lists its product as uncharacterized. Lineage: Eukaryota; Viridiplantae; Streptophyta; Magnoliopsida; Solanales; Solanaceae. The record is from RefSeq and is a predicted model, not a curated record.
CCUCUUUUGCCCUAAAUAAUCUUUCUAUUCUCCCAAAUCUCCCUCCUCAAAUUUUUCCUUAAACCAUCAAAAAGGCAAAAACACAAAACAAAAAAAAUCACUCUCUCUCUCUGUAAUCUCUCUCUUUCAUCAUUCAUCAUGCCUUUUCUUCAAAACAAUUUCACACAAUUUUCACAUUUGCUUUUCUUAUUCCUCCUCUGUUUUUUACAGUGUAAAUUGGCUACUUCUUCCAUGUCUAUUCAUGAUCUACUAAAAUCAAAAGGAUUACCAGCUGGACUCCUCCCUAAAGAAGUGAAAUCUUACAAUUUAUCAGAUUCUGGUUUUCUUCAAGUUUUUUUAGAUGGGCCUUGUUUGGCUAAAUUUGAUACUAUGGCUUUAUAUGAUAGUGUUGUAAGAGCAAAUCUCACUUAUGGUUCACUAGGCGCUGUGGAAGGAUUUUCUCAACAAGAGCUUUUUGUUUGGUUACCUGUUAAAGGAAUUGUGGUUGAUAAUCCUUCAUCUGGUCUUAUACUUUUUGAUAUUGGUUUGGCUCAUAAACAACUCUCUCUUUCACUUUUUGAAGAUCCUCCUAAUUGCAAACCAGAUGGUGUUCUGAAGAAGAAUGGUAGGAAGGAGAAGGGAUUUGAAGAUCAAUAAUAAAGAAAUGCCCAUUUUGGAAAA